AUGGGUGUACCGGGCAGAUUUUUGACGAGUGAUAAGGGAACUUUUGGAGAGCACACGGCGCAUGAUCGGUGGCCUAUUAUUGUGCAGAACGCGGUGGAUGACCUGGGAGCGACGCUGGAGAGUAUCGAAGGAGACAGAGAGCGUUUGGAGCAGGGAAGAAAGAUACAGGAUCAGUUGAGACAGUUGAGGGAAGAUAUCUUGGCAGACGGGAAGUUGGAAAGAUUCAGUCAAGAAGAGAUGGAGGUUGCGAAUGUUCCAUUGUCGUUUAACGAGGAGUUGUCUCGCGUUGGGGAAGUCAGUUGGUUCGAUGCGGAAUGGCUGUUUGCCGAGAUCUAUCUGUACAGGAGAAUGAACGUUCUAUUUGCGCAGCAGUCGCUGUGGAGGGGGUUUGACAUUUUUGACAGGGUGAAGCAGUCGACGUUCCGCUCGUCGUUGCACGGAGUGGUGGAGUUGGCCCUGAGGUACAGAAGUCUUUGCGAGCAGUUGGAGGCAAUCGGCGAGGAUGAGGAGGCGCUUAAGCUGCUCUUCAAGGAGUUCAUCGACAUCUCGCUGUGGGGAAAUGCCACUGAUCUGUCGCUGUUGACAGAUGCGACGAUUGAAGAUAUAAAGUCGAUACAGGGUGCCAAGGUUAGGCAGGAAUCCGAGGCCAAGAUCCUGGUCAAUGACACCGAGAGGGCGUGGGAAGCGAUCAGGCACGCCAGCGGCGAUAGCAAGAGAGUGGACUUUGUGCUGGAUAACUCUGGGUUUGAGUUGUAUGCUGAUCUGAUGCUGGCCGCAUUUUUGCUGAAAAGCAAGCUGGUCACAAAGUGUGUGUUCCACGCCAAGGAUAUUCCUUACAUGGUCAGCGAUGUCGUGCUGGAAGAUUUUGAUAUCCUUUUGAAAGAUCUGAAGGAUAGAGACUUUUUCGCGGUGACCGAUGCAAGCUCAAAGGAAGCGUUGGACUUCUUUGCAGAUACGAUAACUGAUUACGUUUCGCAAGGCAGAGUCGAGAUUCGUGAAGAUAUGUUCUGGACGACUCAUCUGGAUUACUGGAAUAUUGAUCCCACGGAAACGAAAUACCAUGGAGCUGAAAUUUAUAGAGAUUUUGUUGAGUCUACCUUGGUCAUCUUUAAGGGAGAUCUGAACUACAGGAAGCUGACUGGUGACCGGAAAUGGGCUCGUACUACGCCAUGGUUGGAAGCUAUUGGGCCAUUGGCUCACAGCGGGAUCACUUCGUUGAGCUUAAGGACCUGCAAGGCUGAUGUUCAAGUCGCGCUUCCUGAAGGUGUGGACGAAGAGCUUUCGAAAUUGUGGGAAAAGGACCAUCCGGGCCGCGGCUCCUGGUGGUCUAGCAGUGGCAAAUGGGCCGUCAUCUGUUUUGCCUCAGGUAAUUGA
This is a messenger RNA of Torulaspora globosa, 1374 nucleotides long. Its product is annotated as putative methyltransferase. Gene Ontology annotation, molecular function: phosphatase activity. Gene Ontology annotation, cellular component: nucleus; cytoplasm. The transcript has a single exon. NCBI's taxonomy places the organism in Eukaryota, Fungi, Ascomycota, Saccharomycetes, Saccharomycetales, Saccharomycetaceae. Bases 1 to 1374 code for a protein of 457 amino acids. Gene Ontology annotation, biological process: DNA damage response. The record is from RefSeq and is a predicted model, not a curated record.